GAAGAACCUCGAGAAAAAGUAAAUACUCUGUAUAUCGAGCGUAUGGAAGAUGCACGGGGUGGAACGCAAAAAGGGCGAAAGCACGUUUAGCGGAGAGGGUGGAAGAAGCAGGGAAAUAGUAUUACUCGGGAAACGCACAGGAUGACAUGUGAAAUGAUACGAGAAUAUGUGAUGUGCCAACUGAUAUCGUGCGGAAGUACAAGUAAGGAAAGAUGCGACAAUAAAACUAGGAGAAAAGAGGGUAGUAGAGAGAUACACGUGGAAAUAACCCGGGACAUUAUCGUAGAAGAAACCGGACGACCGAGACGACACUUUGAUGCAUGGAGGGUGAACGCGAAUGCGAGUACGGAUCAGAAAGAAAUCCACUCUCACAGAUCGCAAAAAUCCGUCGUUCGAAAAAAAAGUGCGAACGCAAGGUUGCCGCUGUCGUGCGAGGUGAGAGGUCGAAGGAGAGAAUUCGCGCGACCACUGACACCCGUAAGUGGAAUGGCAGCGGAUGUAAUAAGAAAUAAACGAAAUGGGGAAAAUCCAAUUGAGGGGAGCCGCGAUCGCGCGAGUGAGGAAAGAACGCAAGUUCCUGGGGAAGAGCGAGAUGGUGCGAGCGAAGGAGAGGAUACGAGAGCGCAUCGCGAAGAAAAAAAAAAAGAAAAGAAUAAGAAGACAUACGCGAGGCGAGAGAAGCAUGAAAAGCGCCGCUUAAGGCUUAAGGGACACAAAGACAGCGACGAUUUGCGCGCACAGUUAAGAAAAAUGCGAGAAAAACGCGAAGAUAAGUAACAUGGAUGGAAGGCGAGAAGGAGAGAGAAAAGAGGCUUAAACACAGUAGAACUACACGAACGGUUGACGAUCGUCCGCUCCAAAGAGUGUCCUAAGAGGAAAACGGGACGAGAUAAGUUGGUAAGGGAUGAUCGCGCGUAAUUCAGUCUGAGCAAAAAGGUGUGAACGAGAUUGCCAAAAUAUUACGGAAAUAUUAUAGGAAAGGGGGAUGGGAGAAACCGCGAAUAACGAAGAAUCAGGAAGCGCCGUUCUCGGAGGUAGAACGAUGAGAGGAAAGAGGCGAAGAUAGAGGUCCAGAAGGACAACGUAGACAGGAAGGUUCAGGAUAAUGAGAGAAGAGGAUGACGUGGAAAGAAGCGGUGAGUGCGACAGAGAGAAAUCGAGUGGGCACGCAGGAGGGGUGGGAGGGCGAAGGGGUUGAGGACAGUGGAGGAGCGCCACGUUGGAGUUGGAGGUACGUUGCGAGGUAGUAGGAGUGCUCGAGCGCGUAGGAAGGAGGCGAAAAAGGGUGAAGAGGGACAGACCGAGUGAGGAGUGCGGAGAUAGAGUACGAGUUAGGGAGGAAAGAGAGCGGAGGGGGCAGGGGAGAGGGCACGUAGAGGGAGGGGGUGGGGUGACGUCACGCCCGAUCGAUACUCACUCAUACUACUCCUCCGCGUACGGCGACACGGUAACCCUCCGACGAUGGCGCACGCGCGCCUUUUAUCCCUUACUUGUAUCGCCGACACUCGUACUCGCUCCUGAGCGCCGCUUCCCGCCAUAUUCGCCGCCAUGGGGUAGGCGAGGAUGUGCGACAGGGGUAACACGGGGUGCUUCUUCUUCCGCAAGGAGGGCCGGGGGGAAGUGACAGACAUAAGCGCAAGUCCUGGGAGGCAGGCACCUGCCAACCAGUUGCGCCCCAAGGAACCACCCCCCAUGGUCAUUCAAGGAGACUUCAGGAAGGUGAGCGGGAUCAGUACAGAGAUCUUCAAGCAGAUCGAGACUGUCGAAAACGAUCAUGACGCAUCGACAGCGGCGGCCCUCGAAGCUGUUGAGCGGAGAGGCGAGAUGGUCGUGCGUGUCAUUGAGCCUCGGCAAAUGGGUAGACAGGCUUCCGAGGCGGCGAAAAAAUUUAUUGCUAUGCAGGAUCCUAAGCACCCCAUCCACUUCGUCGAGAUAAUCAAACGACCGGGACAGACCCUCGGCCUCUACAUACGCGAGGGCAACGGCGUCGACAGAAACGACGGGGUCUUUAUCUCUAGGAUAGCUCUGGAGACCGCCGUGUACAACAGCGGCUGCUUGAAGGUGGGCGAUGAGAUCCUGGCGGUGAAUCUGGUCGAUGUGACGCACAUGAGCCUGGACGACGUCGUGAUCAUCAUGUCGAUACCGAGGCGACUCGUCCUGGCCACAAGGCACGGCCCACAUCAACCUGUUUCGCACAGCCGCCAGACUGAGCACAAGGCACCGCCCGUAGUAGUCAUCAAAAGGGAAUUGAAUGAAGAUGAGAGUGACCACACGACAAGUAAUCACGUCAGGGAUGGCAGUAGUCGUAGACGAGGCGACGGACGUGAAAUGUUGCCGUCGCGAUCAAGACUCGGUCUCACGGGUUUGGGAUCGAGCCAGGAUCUCGGUUCGAGCAACGGUGAUCUGUACUAUAAUUCACGACCAGAGGGUCACUGGUCCUAUCAACCACCGCCGCCACCGGUUAUCACGCACCAGCCGAAACCUUCAUCGACGCAACAUUUUCAACCAUACGAGCGCGGCUAUCCGAAGACGUUAGAGAGCUUGGCCGAGAAAGUACACCCUUUCUACACGGGGCCCAUGAUGCCCUCGAACGGCCGACGUAUGUCGAGUGGUGGAAUGCAAUCAGUCGGUGGCAGAUUGUCGGGCCAAACCACGCAGUCGACCCAUUACGGCUACGGUCAGCACACCGGAAGCGGAAGGAUCAUGCCGAGGAGUGGUUCCGACCAGCACCUACCCCGAGUCGAUUACACGAGCAUCACGACGCCGGCGCGACAUACCCUUCUUAGAUCUAGCUUGAAAUCAGGUACGUCAGCAUUGCGUUAUAACCCAAGGUACGGACAGACUGAUGUUACAUCCGCCGCGCAGAGGCAAGGACAAUUCGGCACGUUGACGAGGCGGCAUCGACCGUCAUUGGACUAUGCCUCCGACACCGAGGCUACGUGUUCCAGUUCGCCGAAAUCAGCGUAUUACUAUUAUAGGCACAAUAUGAACAAUCCAUCUCAAAGCAGCGCCGUGUCACAUUUAGCUACCCUAUCGAGGUCACAAAUCGGUCAGAGUUCCUCAGGUUUAAGAUCAAAUUCACUACCACGAAGCGGUCGAACGUUGCCCCAGCAGCCUGGUCUCAGGUCGGGUCUCAGCACGGUCGCGUCGGGCCUGAUCGAUCAAGAGGACAGCGACGGCGCAUUAUCAGCGCCGGAAUUGCCUUCCAUCAGACGUGACAGGGGCAGAAUACCGUCCUCACCGAGUGUAUUCACGUCGGACGAGUACCGCGCCUGGCUGAGCCGCACGCCAAGUACCAGUGCCCUGUACGAGCAGAUCAGGGCGACUACAAGUAGACCACCCCGUUAUACAUACAGCGCCGAGAAUAUUCAUGCAGCCGUCAAUCAGGGUGACUACGGCAGUUACGGUGCAUACAGGCCGCUCUCGACUACGCUUGAUCGUUUGUCGACGAGAUCGGCCUCGGCUCAACAAGUCAAUCUUGCGAAUCUGAGAGCGUCAACAGCGAUUAGCUCGACAUGCCAUCGCGGUACAACGAAUCCGAGGCCAGCCUCGGUGGCUUCAAGCGCGCGCACAUCGCUGGCAGCCCAGAAAGCUUCACUAACAAGCUCCGCGAGCCAACGGGCAACAUCGGUCAGAAGGAUCAGGAACCUGUUGGAUUUGGAGUCAACGAGGAGCAUACCUACCCCAACGCCUACCAGAACUCAGGGUCAAAUACUGCUAGAUAUUAAUCCUGCGGAAUUCCUCAAAUAUAAAAUAGAGAAGCCACCGACUGUGGGCACUCCGAGCUCGACGAGCUCGAUUUUGAGCUCGCUCGGAGAGACGACUGGCGGUGAUUUGGCAAGUGGAGUCAGCGGAUUGUUAUCGGUCCAUCUUUUAGCGGGGCGCGGUCUCCGAUCGACUACGACCUCAUCGGCCGCCACUACACCUUCCACUCCCUCAGGCCAGCCGAAUUUAGCUAGUUGCGGCUUAAGAGACUUGUACUGCGUACUGGAGUGUGACAGGGUGCAUAAAGCGCGCACGGUAGUACGAACCGGCGAUUUGAUGUUUGACUGGGACGAAACCUUCGAGCUGGAUCUCGUAGGCAAUCGACAGCUGGAUCUGCUCGUUUAUUCUUGGGACCCACAGUACAGGCACAAACUCUGUUACAAGGGAUCAGUGCAUUUGGCGAGUCUACUAAAGGAAUCGCCAGAACAUCAGCUGGCCGUCAAAGUCGAGCCACGUGGCACGAUUUAUUUAAAACUGCGAUACACCGACGCCCAACAAACUUUCCGUCGAAGGGGUUUGCCGGUCAUAUCCUUAGCUACGAGGGUAGCGCCUCUCUUCGGAGUUGAUUUGGAUACAGUGGUAAGUCGAGAAACCAAGACUGGUGGAGUUCCCGGUGGAGUUUCUACAGCUUUAGCGAUGGGAAUUCCAAAUGUUCCAAUUAUUGUAUGGCGUUGCGUCGAAGAGGUGGAGAGAAGAGGACUUGACAUUAUCGGUUUGUACAGACUAUGCGGUUCGGCGACUAAGAAGAGGAUACUUAGGGAAGCUUUCGAGAGGAAUGCACGGUCCGUAAAUUUGUCACCCGACAACGUGCCGGACAUCAACGUCAUUACUGGUGUACUAAAGGAUUAUUUACGAGAACUUCCAGAACCUCUCUUCACGAAGUGCCUCUACCAGAUGAUGGUCGAUGCACUGGCUGUUUGUUUGCCGGACGACCCGCAGGGCAAUGCUAAGCUUAUGUUCAGUAUACUAGAUUGCUUGCCUAAGGUCAACAGGUGCACGUUGAUUUAUUUGCUGGAUCAUUUGGCGAUGGUAGUGUCGCAAUGCAAUAAAAUGUCACCGGCAAGCCUCGCCGUUUGUUUCGGCCCGGUAUUGAUGUUACAUUCGGAAGAAAACGGACCUCCACUAGAUUUUCAACAACCAAUCGCCGUGCUUAAGUAUUUGUUGGAGAUUUGGCCAGUUAAGUCAGUUCGGAAGACUUCUUCAGUCGGUUCAACACUUCCUCGAGUUAUGCCAGUAGUCGAGCGCAGCAGCAGUCAGCAGCAUCUGCAGCAAGCGCAGCAGCAAGUGCAGCAGCAGCUGCAGCAACAUGUGCAACUGCAGGGAACAUUGGGACGCACAGGGCUGCCUUGGCAGCAGCCACCCUCACUUCAUCAUCAACCCCAAACUACGGUAGCCGCAGUCCUCGGGCCUUCCAUUCGUCCUCCACCACCGGUCAAGCCUCGACAGGUGAUAGUCUCGUCUCCCGGUUCACCUAGCAGCGAGGAGUCAGAGGCCUCGCCAGAGCCGAUUAACAAGAGCCUCCUGGGCAGUUUGGGAUAUGAAAAGAGCGACGAGACGACGACGACGACGACGACAACGACAUCUAGUACGUCGGGCGGCAUCGGCGUCGGCGCCGGUGCGGGCGUUGGCGUCGAGCAGGUGACACCUACAAGCAGCGUUGACACCGAGGAGGGUAAUCCCCAGCAUCCUGAGGAGGGCGAGAAGGGCGUCGAGGGUGACGUCGAAGCGAGCGAUGACGAUCGACAUCAGCAUAUACCCAAGACGCACUAAUUGUGACCCCCGUCAUCGCGCGAGUGUGCGUAGCAAGUAACGGAGAGGCCACGGAGACGACGAUUCCUCAAGAAUGCAGACAAAUUUGAGAGCUGCUUCAUCAAUUCGUACGUGUAGUAUUGACAGAAGAACAAGCCGAAAGUUGAACCGGCUCGGAAAAUAAACCGAAUUUGCAGAAAGCGACUUAGUUAAUUUCAUUAAAAUUGUUAAUUUUGUAGGGUCAUUUCAUAAAUAUUCUCGAGUUUUCAGGGCUGAAAUCGUUUAGCUCUAAAUAACGAGAUAGGAUGAGCAUGUUAAAGUGAUCUGGACGAAAGUCUCGCACGGUGCUAUUCGAUUCAUAAGGAUCUUCGUUACGUACCCCAAAGAGUUACGGUAGUCGAUUGAUUCCAGUUUAUUAUGUUGGAUAUGCUUGCUCGCGAGGAAAAGUUAAAGUUAAAUGAAAAAAGAGCAAAAAAAAAAGAGGAAAAAGCAGAUAGAGAAAUGAUCUAGCUCGAUCAGAGAAAGAGUGAUA
This is a messenger RNA of Acromyrmex echinatior (Panamanian leafcutter ant), 6046 nucleotides long. It is a transcript of the gene RhoGAP100F, whose product is annotated as Rho GTPase activating protein at 100F. NCBI's taxonomy places the organism in Eukaryota, Metazoa, Arthropoda, Insecta, Hymenoptera, Formicidae. Gene Ontology annotation, cellular component: synaptic membrane. The record is from RefSeq and is a predicted model, not a curated record. Gene Ontology annotation, molecular function: GTPase activator activity; protein binding. Gene Ontology annotation, biological process: signal transduction; cell migration; cell projection organization.